This is a messenger RNA of Mercenaria mercenaria, 1985 nucleotides long. RefSeq names its product zinc finger protein 888-like. The transcript has a single exon. The coding region runs from base 164 to 1684 and encodes 506 amino acids. Gene Ontology annotation, biological process: regulation of transcription by RNA polymerase II. Gene Ontology annotation, molecular function: DNA-binding transcription factor activity, RNA polymerase II-specific; RNA polymerase II transcription regulatory region sequence-specific DNA binding. The record is from RefSeq and is a predicted model, not a curated record. NCBI's taxonomy places the organism in Eukaryota, Metazoa, Mollusca, Bivalvia, Venerida, Veneridae. Gene Ontology annotation, cellular component: nucleus.
ACAGACAUUUGGUGGAUUUCAGCUGUAUAACGGUAUAUAUAGCUUUGCUAUGAAACACAGAACAAAAGAAGAGUCUUAAUUAAGGGAGAAAACUAUUUUAAAAGUGUAAGAAGCAACAGGAGUAAUUAGUAUCUUAAAUGUUUGCUGAAAACAUUUGAUAAUAAUGUUUGAAAUUAUGCAUAAUAUUCAAGAAGAAACUACUGAAGAUAUAAAAAUGCAUGAAGUACAGAAAAGCUUUAAAUGUGGUUCUUGUAACUUUGCAUCUAAAUCAAGUAGUAAACUGAAGAUUCACAUGAGAAUACAUACAGGGGAGAAACCCUUUAAAUGUAAUGUUUGUGAUUACGCAGGUAGUGAAAGUCAUUUGAGGAGACACAUGAGAAUACAUACAGGGGAGAAACCCUUUAAAUGUAAUCUUUGCGAUUAUGCAGGUAGUGAAAGAAGUAGUUUGAAAAGGCACAUGACAAAACAUACAGGAGAAAAGGGCUUUCAAUGCAAUUUUUGUGAUUAUGCAAGUUGCAUAAAAAGUAAUCUAAUGAUGCACAUGAGAAAACAUACGGGAGAGAAGAUAUUUAAAUGUGACCGUUGUGAUAGUAGAUUUAAUGCAAAAUGUAAUCUGAAGAGACACUUGCAGAGAAAACAUACAGGAGAGAAACCCUUCAAGUGCAAGAUAUGUGAUUAUGCAUGUGUUGUAAGCACUGACCUGAAGGUCCAUAUGAGAAUACAUACUGGAGAACAUUUUUAUGAAUGUACAUUUUGUGAUUAUGCAUGUAAUCAGUCCACUAAUCUGAAGAGACAUAUGCUUAAACACACAGGAGUGCGAAGCUUUAAAUGUGAUGUUUGUGAUCAUGCAUUUUACACAAUUUAUGAACUAAAAUUACAUAUGGGAAUACAUACAGGGGAUAAAUGCUAUAAUUGUGAUAUUUGCGGUUCGGCAUUUAGCUCGAAAAGUAUUCUGACAUCACACAUUCGAACACAUAUAGGGGAGAAACGCUUCAGCUGUGAUUUUUGUAACUAUGUUUGUAAUACUAGCAGUCAUCUUAAAGAGCAUAUGACAAUACAUGCUGAAGAGAAAAGCUAUAAGUGUAAGUUUUGUGAUUAUUCCUGCAACUCGAGAGCUUAUAUGAGGACACAUAUCAAUAUACAUACAGGAGAUGCAAAGAUCUUUAAGUGUGAUGUUUGUGAUUAUACAGGUCACCAUCUUAGUAAUCUGAAGAGACAUAUGGCAAUACAUACAGGAGAGAAGCGCUUUAAAUGCAAUAUGUGCGAUUAUGCGUGUAAUGUAAGAAGUUCUAUGAACGGGCAUAUGGCAAUGCAUACAGGAGAAAAACGCUUUAAAUGUGAUGAGUGUGAUUGUGCGUAUCACGAUGGCAGUAGUCUGAAGAGGCAUAUGGUAGUACAUACUGGAGAGAAACCUUUUAAAUGUGAUGUUUGUGAUUAUUCAUGUAAUAAAAUGUACAUUCUGAAAAAUCAUAUGAAGAUACAUACAGGAGUAAAAAGCCUUAAAUGUAAUAUGUGUGAGUAUGCGUGUCAUGAUGGCAGUAAUUUGAAGAGGCAUAUGACAAUACAUACAGGAGAGAAACGCUUUAAAUGUGGUUUUUGUGAUUAUGCAAGUAAUGAAAAAAGACAUUUGAUUAAACAUGUGAAACUACAUACUGAAGAAGAACGAAGGGGAGACAACCUUUAAAUUUGAAGUAUGUGACUGUGCAUUUACAACAAGAGGUAAUUUACAAUCUUAGGUAAUCUAAGAAAACAUUUGGAAAAAAAAAACAUACAGAACAAGAAAUUAUAAAAAUGUGAUAUUCAAUGAACCGGUCUUUGGUACAUGUAUUAGCUGGAACAACUAUGUGUAAGACCCUUAGCCUUAUAUGAAAAUACAUACAGAAGCGUAAUGUUUUAUAUGUUACAUGUUUGUGUGAUGUUUGUACUGUAAUUAAAACAGCUACAUGAUAACAUAUAUGAGAAAACAUUUUGAACUUGAUUUAUAA